Molecule: messenger RNA, 2194 nt
Organism: Aspergillus candidus
Lineage: Eukaryota; Fungi; Ascomycota; Eurotiomycetes; Eurotiales; Aspergillaceae
Product: homeobox domain-containing protein
Exons: 3
Coding region: 539-1609 (356 amino acids)
Biological process (GO): regulation of transcription by RNA polymerase II
Molecular function (GO): RNA polymerase II cis-regulatory region sequence-specific DNA binding; DNA-binding transcription factor activity, RNA polymerase II-specific
Source: RefSeq, a predicted model, not a curated record
CUUCAUUCGGGAUCUUGACGACUACCUUCUCCAUCCAACCUUAACUAUUCCUCUUAGAUUUAAAUGAUUGACUUGACUGGAUUCUCUCCUUCUUCACUCUCCCCUCUAUCCUCUCUUUGUUAAUUCUCUACUCUUUUUUUUUUCCAUCUUUCUCGUCUCCUACUUCUUUAAUACUCGGUCUCCCCCAUUUCUAUAUACUCCUCCAUUAAUUGCUCUCUUUCCUGCUUUCCGUCCCCACCUGAUCCUUCGCAUUGUCUUUACCUCCCCCCUCGCGAACUAUAUAAUACCGCCGCCAUCGUCAUCCUGGAUUUCCCACUAAACGAUUCUCCAUGGUUACACCACACAACCGCCAUUGACGAGAUCACCUUUCAAUUUCGACUGACAGUUGCGUGGGAACCGCCGGCCGGUUGUACUGCGUUGUUCCAAUCGCCGAUCCAGGUCGCAUCUCUGCCUCUCGAUUUGCAAACGUAGAGAAGGAUAGCCUUUUUGUCUUCUUUCCUGCGUGUUACGUUCUUCGCUCGGCGCAGGACUUUUGUCUAUGUCCCAGUACCGUGACCUGGGCGAGGGGAACGGAAAAAUGGCCAUUUCAUAUGCGAGCGGGAUCCCCGCCGAUCACAGCCAGGCCCUUCCCUCCUUUCGGGAGCUGCUCCCUCCUCACCUCCACGACGAAAUUGAGUCGACCUCCUACUUCACCUCCCGCCAACCGCCGCGCGAGCGCCCCGCUUCAGCCAGCCACGAUGUCUCCGGUCCCCAUCCGAUGACCGAUCCCCGCCCCUACGGCCCAACUUCCAAGAUGCCCAUGGGAGAAGUUCAGGCGCCCCGUGAUUACUCGGUGGCCCCCCCAACCAGAAGUCACGGGGCGGUGCAAUCCCGAGUGCACGGAAAUGCGCCCGCACCCGCGCCCACACCCCCCGCCACCUCGACGCCCCGGUUCGCUUCUCGAGGCCCGAGCCCCAUCCUGCCCCCGAUCCGGGACCUUCAGUCAAUCUCUGAUCGGGGCGCCAUCACGCCGACUGCGCCGUUCCCCGAUGUACGACCGGUCUCGCGACCCGACUCGUACUCCGCGCAGGACUAUCGGGCUGGUCCCGCCCCCAUCCACGGUUACGCGGGGUCCAUGGGGGACAGGCGGAGUACGGAUGCGUACAUGGCAAACGGCGGACCGCCGGUGAUGCAUGGGCAGAUGGCAUACCCGUACCCGCCCAUGUCCUACCAGAGCGACUCGGAGCAGUCGGCUCAGGCCUUGUCGCAAGCCCAUCACUCGAACUUUGGCAUCCUCGGCGACCCGAUCGACUCCAAAAACAAACGCCGACGGGGGAACCUGCCCAAGCCCGUCACGGACAUCCUGCGGGCCUGGUUCCAUGAACACCUGGACCAUCCGUACCCCAGCGAGGAGGACAAGCAGAUGUUCAUGACGCGUACCGGACUUACAAUCAGUCAGAUUAGCAACUGGUUCAUCAAUGCUAGACGACGCCAGCUGCCGGCGCUGCGCAACCAGAUGCGCAACGGGGCCAGUGAUUUUGAUUCGCAGCGGCAGUCACCAUUCAGCGACGUCGACCACAACUCCCCCGAAUCGAUGCCGUCGCCCCAUCGGAUGGGGCCCAAUCCUUAGAUUUUUCCAUCCCAUGAACAACGCACAUCACGAGUUGACGGGACCUCAUAUCGGAUCGAGACGUUUUUGCGUUUUCUCGGAUGCCACCAGUCGAGUGCAAUCGACCAAGAUCAUUUUGAUACCCUUCUCGCUUCUAAUCGAAUUUUACCGGCCUUGCAUAGGAUACACGAUCUAGAGACGUCCCGUUCAGCAAGGGAUUUCAUAGAACAACCCUCUCCCACCCACAGUGGCUUUGGCAGCCUACAGAGAGAGAAUACUUGCAUUUGUGGUGUUUUUUGGUCACGUGGUGUUUAUUUUUCAUCUUAUAGCCGUCGGUCUGGCGCUCAUCGCAUUUGAUUUCUUCUUUGCUUUUUUUUAAUUUCCUUUGUCAAUCUCCUUUGUUAUACUCUCUUGGGCACCAACAGGUUUGUUUACCAGGAAAUUGAGCAUCUCGAUGAGUGUAUAGUAUACUAAGUAUGGAUGAUGUGAUCAUGUCAAGCUAGAUUUCUUUUCCUUUUUGGUUUCUCUCUUAUUUUGGUCUGGUUUAAAUAGAAUGGCAAUCAGGAAUUCCUUCAUUUUGACUUUCUGCAAAUUCAUUCAACUAGU